GUCAGACAGGGACAAACAGCACAAUAAAACAGUUGAUGUAAAACAACACAGGAUGCCAGUGUCAACACUGAGAUAUGCUGUAUAGAGACGAUGGUACAGGUGCUCGUAUUUACAGUACUGCUGUGCGUGAGCGCAGCUUUCGGCGCAGCCUUCAACCCUGACUACUUCCGGUGUCACCUUGACCUCUGUAAACGAGGAGAACAGUACUGUGUGGAGGAGAGACAACGAUGUUACCACUGCGCAGACUUAACUCACCUGUGCAAUACAACUGAACUCUCGCGAGACUGUGACAGCUAUUGCUAUCGGGUUCAAUUACAGCGCGUAGUGGAACUUGAAGCAAAUAAAAGCGCGGAGUUGGCAGACAGGCAGGCUGACCUCCAACAGGAACAACAGAAGAACGCUGAUCUGAAACAGACAGUGAAACAGCUGGAGGGUAACGUCAGCCGACUCACAACAGUAAACGAGAAUCUGAACACUGGAAAUAACCAAAGGUGAAAACCUGAAAACAGAAC
Haliotis rubra (blacklip abalone) is the source of this 512-nucleotide messenger RNA. RefSeq lists its product as uncharacterized. The transcript has 3 exons. The coding region runs from base 91 to 495 and encodes 134 amino acids. Lineage: Eukaryota; Metazoa; Mollusca; Gastropoda; Lepetellida; Haliotidae. The record is from RefSeq and is a predicted model, not a curated record.